Lodderomyces margitis is the source of this 1158-nucleotide messenger RNA. It is a transcript of the gene PGA52, whose product is annotated as Pga52p. The record is from RefSeq and is a predicted model, not a curated record. Gene Ontology annotation, cellular component: fungal-type cell wall. The transcript has a single exon. Bases 1 to 1158 code for a protein of 385 amino acids. NCBI's taxonomy places the organism in Eukaryota, Fungi, Ascomycota, Pichiomycetes, Serinales, Debaryomycetaceae.
AUGCUUCAGAUAUUAUUCCUACUUUACUUUACUGUGGCUGCUAUCGCCAAAAGCGCAGUUGAAGUACUUCAAUUCGACAAUUUCGGAUACUCCGGAGCUUAUUCGCGAGUCAGUAAGCUCAGUGACAUCUACAAAGAUUCGUGUUCGUGUGAAGUAGAUUCCACGCAAGUGACUUUUUCCGGUGUCAAUAGUCCCUUGAAUGAAGAGGUCAGUGUUCAUUUCAGAGGCCCAUUGAUUUUGAACAAGUUCGGAUCAUACGUUUCAAAUGGGUUUACACUUGGGGAUGACUCGUCAGGAGAUUGGAAUAGACUUAGUUAUUAUGAAGCUUCUAGCGGAACUUCGGAAAAUGUCACAUUUUUAACUCGUGCUGGUAAGAAUUCGUCGUGCUUGGGUUACGGAUUGACUUAUGCUAGUGACAACGGUACUGGUGCUGCAGACUCGACCACCGUUUUGGCCGAAAACUCGUUAAUCAACUCCAAUGACGAGUAUGUCAUAUUCUCCAACAUUAGUUGUGGCUCCUCGGGGUUGAACAAUGAUUGUGGUGUUUAUAGAUCAGAUAUACCUGCUUACCAUGGCUUUUAUGGAACCACCAAGAUGUUUUUAUUCGAAUUCAAGAUGCCUAAUGAAACAAAGACGUCAACCUCGAUUUCCAACUAUAACAUGCCGGCAAUUUGGUUGUUGAAUGCGCAAAUUCCAAGAACUGCUCAAUACUCAUCCAACGUCAAUUGUUCAUGCUGGAGAAGUGGAUGUGGUGAAUUUGACAUUUUCGAAGUGAUGAAUUCUACUGAUUAUACUCAUUUGUACUCCACCGUCCAUGACUACCAAGGUACUGGCGAUAUUGAAACCGGGAUGGCAAUCAGCUCAUACAUCGAACGUGACUUGACGGGAACAAUGGUUGGUGGUGUUGUUUUUGAUGCUAAUGGAGAUGUCACUGUGUGGGUCAGUAACUCAACCUCCUUUGAUGAAACUGUUUCGGCAUCAGAUGUAAACCAAUGGGCAAACAAGGAAGCUUCUGCUGCUACUACUACUUUAAGCUCCGUGUCAUUGGCACUGACCACAGCCUCAGGUAGCUCAAGUAGUAAGAAAGGCGAGGCCCAAGCUUACAAACCGUCCAUGUUGUUCAACUUGCUUGCUGCAAUUUUAGUAUAUUUCAUUUAA